This is a messenger RNA of Blastomyces dermatitidis ER-3, 1670 nucleotides long. RefSeq lists its product as uncharacterized. The transcript is spliced from 2 exons. NCBI's taxonomy places the organism in Eukaryota, Fungi, Ascomycota, Eurotiomycetes, Onygenales, Ajellomycetaceae. Gene Ontology annotation, biological process: DNA replication. Gene Ontology annotation, cellular component: nuclear origin of replication recognition complex. The coding region runs from base 98 to 1537 and encodes 479 amino acids. The record is from RefSeq and is a predicted model, not a curated record. Gene Ontology annotation, molecular function: DNA binding.
CACCAAACAAGCCCUCUGGACACCGGGAUAACGCUCAUGAAAGCAUGAAAUCUUAAAUCCCAUACAUGCUUAUUCACAGUCCCGCUCGCCCGCAGCCAUGAGCAACAAAUCCCUUGAGCAAGCUCUAGCAAGCCUCCUCCCCACCCAUGCCGAAGCUCUCCCGCCAGAGCUCGUCAAACAUGCCUCAAGUCUCCUCGCUCAGUCGCGCACCUAUGGCAGUAGCUUGAAACCAGAAGAAGAAAUCGCUAGGUCCUACGUCUGCGCAGAAAUUGCUUGCAAGCGAUUAAGGAAACCUCUCAAACUGCCGCCUCUCUUGGGCAGGCCGCCAUGUCCACCCCGCGUAUACAAGAAGAUAUAUACAUAUCUCGAGCAGGCCCUACUGAAAUCAUCCACGACGGGUUCGAGUCGAGGAGACUCCCGCACCGCGGCCGCAAGCCCUAAUACCUCCGCACCAAAUACACCAAGAAAACCCACAGGCGCAUCCAUGUCUCUGCGAACACCGUCAAAGAAUAAUUCCCCAGCCAUUUCGACGACGGCAAAUGGCUCCCCACUUAAGCGCCCUCUUCCUACAACACCAUCGCGGAAGGUAACGAAUAAUAGUCGGUCGAAGGUAUCGCUGCACGGACGGGGGACCAAUGGGAUUUCUAGCAAGAGUGCAAUGAAAGAUGCUCCGUCGUGGACAAUGCCGCUUAUUCGACGGGUAUGUAAAGCAUUGGCUACGCCUACAGCUACCUCAACGCCCCUCUCGCGCCCUGCAGUCUCGACCUCCUUACCGCCACAUAUCUUUGCUGGGCUCUCGUCGAUUCUCUCUUACAUCUCUGAAAUGGCGAAGCCGGGGGAUCGGAAACAUACACAAUUCCUCUCCCCUCUUAUCACAGCGGGGACGAAAACGACUACGAAGGGGCAUGGGCCUGAGGCUCAGGAUGAGAAGACUUACAUAGAUAGAAUCACCAUGUUGAUCGUGGCUGUGUAUUUCGUUGUGCUUGCUCGUCGGCGGCCCGUUGCGGCAAAGUCGUCAUCCGCAUCCUCGCCGUCCUCCUCAACUUCACCUCCAGCUGAGAGCUUGGACGUGGAUACGUAUGUGGAAAUGGCUACUGCAGCGCUAGCGAGCGUUGGCUUGGAAGGGCAAACAUACGUAAAGGACGUGGAUGUCUGGCUCUCCAUCAUCAUGACGCAGAAAUGGACUGUGGGAACGGAGUGGUUUGACAAUAUACCUGGACCUGCGAAGAGGGUUAGUGACGAUGUAAAUGGAGAUCUGGAAGCGGAAUUGGCAGAAGGAGCAGGCGACCAAGACGAUGACGAUGACGACGAUGACAUUGUUAGCCCGCAAAAGAGGAGAGUGAUCCGGCGAGAAAAUCAGCGGCGAAGCGAAAAUGGUGGUGCGAAGGCAAAUGGCGGUUUGCAGCCUGGCCUGGGCACCAUGAUGCAGGAUCGUCUCAAUUGGUUGAGCGAGGAUAAGAAGGAGGAGUAUUUAGAGUGGAAGGAGGGGGUUAUGGAGAAGAUACGUGCUAUUGAAAAUGGGAUGAUUUCUGCAUAAGAAGAAGCGAUCUUCGUUAGUUUGUGGGAGAUAGUGUGCUUUUAUAAAUAUGAUGUAUGAUAGAUGGAAUUGAUACCCCUUCUUGACUUUCUUAGACGUGUAGAAUGUUCAGAACAAAAAUUACAUACGUAGA